AUGGCCAAAGACAAGCAAAUGGGAUUCACUCAAAGUUGGUGCCUAGGCCAGACCAUCUGCUACGGGGGCUCGGACCGUCCCUGCUACAAGAUCGCCUACUUCCAGGACCUCAGUAGACGCAUUGGCUUCGUGGAGGCGAGCCAGGCCUGCGAGAUGGAUCGCGGGGCCCUGCUCAGCAUCAGGUCGCCAGAGGAGCAGAAGCUGAUCGAGAGCCUCCUGCAGGACCUGACCAAGUCCGGCACCGGCCUGUCCGACGGGGACUUCUGGAUUGGCCUGAGGCGCGGUGGGGAGGCACCGACUCACAACGCCGCCAGCAGCUGCCCGGACCGCUACAAGUGGACGGACGGAAGUCCGGCAACGUUCAGGAACUGGUACAUGGAUGAGCCGUCGUGCGGCAGUGAGGCGUGCGUGGUGAUGUACCACCAGCUGACCGCACAGCCCGGUCUCGGGGGACCGUACCUCUACCAGUGGAACGACGACAGGUGUAACAUGAAGCACAACUUCGUCUGCAAGUACGAGCCAGGAAACAGUUUGACGAAUGAAUUGGUGGACAGCACAGAUUUAACAUACGAAAACGUCUCCACGAGUCCGGAGGUCAAAGUCCACGCUCCCAGUAACUCAGGGGAUGGCCAACGAGUGGUGGUGACGGAGUCAUCAGGGAUAAUGCCCAAUGUGGUGUAUGUUGUCAUCCCUACGAUCCCCCUGCUUUUACUGCUGGUCGUUGCCAUGGCUACCUGCUGCAUCCAGAUGCUGAACCGAAGGUACAUCAGCAAAAGACCGAUCGAAAACCAGCCCCAACGAGUCGACCCUGUGGAUAUCCCCGGCUCCAAAGAAGGAGAACCUGGCCGAUGUUUAGGAUGACGCGGUCGGAGGCGAGGAGCGUCCAUCGUACUAUGAAGCCAAUCCCACGCCAUCCGACCAAGCCCCCGGGGAAAGCCAAGCCCAGCUUAGCCAUGAGGAGCAAGAAAUAAUCAAACCAGCCCUUCUAAAGAAACGGACAAAAAGACAAAAACAAAAAAUCCCCCUCCUUCCUAUUAAUGUUUCUUAUUUUUGUUAAUAUUGGGAAUAGAUGCAGGAAAAGAUGGAAGAGUCCACGGAGGAUGGGGGGGGGGGGGGGGGGGGGGGGGGGAAUUCAUAGAGUACUGAUAAGUCAUAGCUUUUGUAUACAUGUUAUAUAGACAGAGGGAAUGGGGAAAGCCCGGAUGGUCUUGGUGGGGCAUUGACCUCUUCAGGGGUUUGAAGGUGUGUUAUGGAAAUGGAAGAAGAUGGAACAAUAACAGAUGUAGGGCAAGGAAUGGCUUUAGCAAGAGCAACGAGCCUUGACGUAAUCCCAAUGUCAAUCAUCUACUGAAAAUGCCUCCCAAUGUCCCAUAACAUGAAGGGCCUGUCCCACUUACGCAACUUUUUUGGCGACUGUCGGCACCCACCAUAGGUCGCCGAAAACAUUCAACGUGUUGAAAAUUCA
Messenger RNA from Amblyraja radiata (thorny skate), 1465 nucleotides. Its product is annotated as chondrolectin. The transcript has 7 exons. Gene Ontology annotation, cellular component: cytoplasm. Gene Ontology annotation, biological process: positive regulation of axonogenesis. NCBI's taxonomy places the organism in Eukaryota, Metazoa, Chordata, Chondrichthyes, Rajiformes, Rajidae. The record is from RefSeq and is a predicted model, not a curated record. Bases 1 to 861 code for a protein of 286 amino acids.